This is a messenger RNA of Aureobasidium melanogenum CBS 110374, 1179 nucleotides long. RefSeq names its product protein rai1. Gene Ontology annotation, molecular function: mRNA 5'-diphosphatase activity. The record is from RefSeq and is a predicted model, not a curated record. Gene Ontology annotation, cellular component: nucleus; cytosol. The transcript has 8 exons. Lineage: Eukaryota; Fungi; Ascomycota; Dothideomycetes; Dothideales; Saccotheciaceae. Bases 1 to 1179 code for a protein of 392 amino acids. Gene Ontology annotation, biological process: nuclear-transcribed mRNA catabolic process; NAD-cap decapping.
AUGCAGCGAUUUCUUGUCGAGCCAAUACAGCAAUUCGCUGGCACAAAUACAAGAAUCAAGAAACCCACUGAAAUUGCUUUCUUCUCUUACGACUCUGAGCAUAAACUCAAGCCGCUCGACAAUGAAUCAUUGAAAUACUACUAUCCACCAUUCUUCAAUAUUCCUGGUCAUCAUGACAACAGGUUUCCUGUAGAUUUGUCGAAAGGAUAUGAUUCUUUUCGGCAAAGAGAUGACAGUGGUGACGAGCAUUUGGAUGGUCUUCUAGACACUCUUGUCGAGACUGAGAAACGCAAUGGCAAAAAGAUUGAAGUUGACUUGGUGACGUGGAGGGGCAUGAUGACCAGAAUCUUGACAGCGCCAUACGAGAUGGAAGAUGGUUUCGAGAUGAAUGCAACAUGCUUUCAAGGCACAAUAUACAUCGAGGAGAACCAUGCAUACAAGGCUGCAUCUAGGGAAGCGCAAAAGGCCCGCUUCUCACGGAGUAGAGGUCCACCACAAGACAUGGCUAUGUACUGGGGCUACAAGUUCGAGACAUUGUCACUGUUGAACAAGCCCUGGGGAGAAACAACAAGAGAAGAGAUCGAGGGCAGAGAAGACGAAGUUGUCGACAACUAUGCCCAAUACUGCAGCAUCUGCAGAACGGAGAUUGGCGGUGCAUCAAUGGUCAUCGGUGGGGAGGUAGAUGGAGUACUCGGAUACAAGCCUGACGAUCCGCAAGCACCUGCUAGAUGGGUAGAGCUCAAGACAUCCAAACAACCAGAGCAUGAGCGCGAUCGAUGGGUCCUCGACAAGAAACUCCUCAAGUUCUGGGCCCAGUCAUUUCUGCUGAAUGUACCCAAAAUCAUCAUCGGCUUUCGCUCACGAGAUGGAAAACUGCUAAACAUCGAAGAAUUGAGUACGCAGCAGAUUCCGUCCAAGAUCCAGCAACAAGGGACAUACAAGUGGAACGGCAAUAUCUGCAUCAACUUUACAGGCCAAUUCCUUGAUUUUCUCAAGCAGACGAUUGUCGGCGAUGGCGUGUGGAGAGUUCGAAGAGAAGCCAAGAGCACAGCAAUUGAGGUCUUCAAGGUCGAAGAGACGGGCACAGGCAAUAUUCUCACACAAAACUUCAUCGACCAUCGAAACAAGCUGCUCGCAGGAGAGAUCGCCACAGCAUUGAAGGAUCGUGGAGCUGCUUAG